AUGAAAAUCAUCGAGGCCCAGUCGGCCGUCUUGUCCAGUUACGAGGUCUACCGACAUCUCACUGAUCAACGCGAUAGCUAUAAGCAGAAAAAACGCCGUGGCCCCCCCAAUUUCGAAACAGUUGUGCGCGAGCUUCUGCAAUACUUGCGCACUGAGCCAAGUCCCAUGAGCCAAAGGCCCCUAACCUACACUCCUGAUUGUAUCUCCCGGCUUCUUGAAAAGCUGCGUCCGUAUGAGCUAUCCAAAGGCGAGGUAGUCAUGAUUUUGAACCUUCGUCCAGCGUCGGUGGCCGCUCUAAACACAAUCAUCGAGGACAUGCCUGAACGGUUCCCAGACGAGGAGCAAGAACAAAUGGUCAACAUAGUGGCAGAAAUCCUGGGUCAGUUCGAGGUGGCAGAAGCUGAGGAUGGUGGAGACGCGCCCGAGAAUGGCGACGUGAAAAUGGACGAAGCGAGCGCUGCUCCGUGA
Ustilaginoidea virens is the source of this 468-nucleotide messenger RNA. RefSeq lists its product as uncharacterized. Gene Ontology annotation, molecular function: nucleotide binding. Bases 1 to 468 code for a protein of 155 amino acids. Gene Ontology annotation, cellular component: RNA polymerase III complex. The record is from RefSeq and is a predicted model, not a curated record. Lineage: Eukaryota; Fungi; Ascomycota; Sordariomycetes; Hypocreales; Clavicipitaceae. Gene Ontology annotation, biological process: transcription initiation at RNA polymerase III promoter. The transcript is spliced from 2 exons.